UGAGCGUGAGGUCUACCUCCAGGAAGUCGGCUGCGGAAACCCGGAGAGCGCUGGGGAAGAGGUGCCUCAGGCCCAAUGGCGACUGCGGAAGCAAGCGGCUGCGAUGGGAAGGGGGAAGGGGUCGAGACCUCAGUCACCUAUUACCGAUUGGAGGAGGUGGCGAAGCGCAACUCUCCGAAGGAGAUAUGGCUGGUGAUCCACGGGCGAGUCUACGAUGUCACCCGCUUCCUUAACGAGCAUCCUGGCGGAGAAGAGGUUCUGAUGGAACAAGCUGGUGGAGAUUCAACUGAAAGCUUUGAAGAUGUAGGCCACUCCUCUGACGCCAGAGAAAUGCUCAAGCAAUACUAUAUUGGUGAUGUGCAUCCGAAUGACCUUAAACCUGGAAGUGGUAGCAAGGACCCUCCGAAAAACAGUACGUGCAAAAGCUGCUGGUCGUAUUGGAUCUUCCCCAUCGUAGGCGCUAUUCUCUUGGGUUUCCUGUAUCGUUACUACAUGGCGGAGAGCAAGUCCUCCUGAGGAGACCUUGUUGAAGUCUGGAAGCCAUAUCCUCCUGGGAUUGAGAACUAGAGACUUGUUUGGAGGAUGCAGCGGUGCCCUCUUCUCGAAUCCUGCCAAUCGUAUUCUUCCCCCUCGGAGCCCAGACUGUUGGCCAGACAUCCACCUCAGCCCCGGGACCAGUGUCCAAGUCAUUUCUCAGAGCCUUACUCUCCAAGCACCUGCUCACUGUUCUGUGUCCUUGCCUUUGUUUCCUCUCUUUACUCUUUUCCACAAGCACCUUCGUGUAACAGAACUUUCUUUUAUAAUUAUAGUCCGCAUGUCCUAGGGACAUUGCCCUUUGGUAAAAUUGCCUGCUCUCCGGUACUUUGAACGCACAUUACACAUACUUAACAGGGCAUCACUCUCUGGUUUUGAAGCUUUUCUUUUCCCCUUUUUCUUUUAAGUAAAUAUUAUUAUUUUUUAAAGUAUGACUUAAUUCUAUUGUUUAUCUUAAGAGGUUUCAUUCACGAAGUCAGGUUGCACACCCGUGACUUAAAACACAGCUGCAGAAUGAUCUUGUUCCUUGGUUGUAUUUGUUAAAACUGAGCGAGUGUAGCAGGGAGCCCUUGCCACCCGCUAAGGCCGCCAAGUGGUGCUGGGCAGAAAUCUGCUUGCCUUUUGUUUAUGGGGAGUGGAGAGAAACAGGAAGAGGGAGAGAUGAAUUGGGGUGAGAAAUACAGAAAAACACUACUUUUAGGACAGGAGUUUAGAAAUGGCACCUUUAACUUCAUCCUAUGCUUUGGUUUGGCACUGGUCUCUAGUCAUUUUUGUUAAGGGAUUUUGUUAUUUUUUUAUCAGUUGGCAAAUUUCUUAUUCCCUAUUUUACAGAAGUAAGAGACUCCAAAUUGAUCAAAGAUACAGUAUUUGAUAUUUCAUUUGCCCCAGUAAAAUAACUCCCAUGGUAAAGCGGCAUUUGGAAGGGGGAGAUUGGGACAGGAAAAUGUUUUCCAUUUCAUCUGUAUUUUACCUCCGUGGCUCCAAUUUGUGGUUCUGUUGUUUUUCCAUUGAGAAUUUAAAAAAACUGAUAGGCUUUUUUUUUUCUUAUGACUGUUUCAUUGAGGAGUAGGUUAUUAUUUAGAAUUCUGUUACUGUUUCUCCUUGGUUCAGGAGUUUCUCUGGCAUGUUUGACUGCUUUUCCCCGCCCCCGUGGAAGCACCUGAAGAGACUAUCCACUGGCAGUUUUCUGCCGACAACUGUGGUGAUUUUUCUCCGCAUCCUUUGAGGAUGAUCAUUCUGCUCUGAGCCAUUGACACGUGCAGCAGGGAGCAGCGUGGUUCAGGAAGGACCACGGGCACUGCUCAGCAUCUCCUCCCCUCUUCCUGCUUGCCAGGCAUCUGACAGGACAGGAAACUACACAGCACACCAGUGUCUGCCCAUGCAAACUAUUUAAGAAAAAGUUCAACCCAGGUCUUGUAUCCUGUGAUUUAGCAGCUGAGUGAAUUCGGAAUUCAUAAAAAUAAUGUUAACCUGCUAAUCGUACACUUAGUUAUGAUAUUAUAGAGUAAUUUUAGGGGAUUUCUGGCUGACUUUUACAUGUCAGGGAUAUGGGUAAACUUUUAAAACUUUUGUCUUUAGAAAACGUUUUGUAUGUAUUGUAAGAUGCCACUCCAAGACAAUUUAUUGAAUGAAAAGUCUUUGCUUAUUGUGUAACAGAGGUGGUGUGACUUGAUGCUCCUCCCUGAAGGCAAGGAAGGGUUGCCUUGAAUAAGAAUUGAUAUAUAAUUGCCGUAAUCAUUAAGUUGCAUGAUCACAUGGGCCCACAGUAGGGUAGAAAUGAAGAACAAAGGAGUAUUGAGGAGCUGGAAAGGGAACAUUCAAGCUAAAACUAAGCCAGAAGAUAACUUGGAUCAAUUAAAAGUGUGUUGGCGGCCCCAAAAGUGAAUGAAAAACAUCUGGCUUAGAAUAAAUGUUAAAGAACAAUAUUCUUAAGUAAAAUUUGUGGGUUUUUAAAUAUUUUUAGGGUAGAGACCACUAUAAAAGGUAUGUUUUUCUGUUUCAUAUUGGUGGUCUUUUCCUGUUUAUAUCUGGACUCGUUUUUAUUCAGAGCCAGAGGGAAAGAUUUUCAGACUUUGUCUCAACCAUCCAUGAAAUCCAUCCAAUACCCAGGGCUUCUUUUGAUCUACUGCUAAUGUGAUGUCACUUUGUAUUAUACAACCCACUUUUGGGUCUGUUUACUAUUAUUACUCUGCUGCCUACAUAAACAGCCAGGUGAAAGGUAGAGCUUGUGUGAGUUUGCAGAGGUUUUUUCCUAAACAAUAAAGUAAUACAGUAUGUUAGCCAAAUCCAUCAGAAAGGACUUUUGUUUUAAGAAGUAGACAGGAAUUCUCGAAACAGUCUCGACAUUGGUGGGUCGUGAAAAGCCAGAGCCAGUGGAGCCAGUCCCUGUUGGCCAGCUGGGCCUCCUGCGGUGUCUCUAGGGUGUUUGGUUGUUUAUGUCCAAGGAAGACUCACUGUUGCCACCCACCAUACUGUACACAUAAUGGCUGGAGAUCACAGGAGGAGGAGAUGAGGGGAAAUUCGUGCCCCCAAAAUAGGGAUGUCAGUGCUGAGUCCCAAAAUUUCCUGCUCCUGUCUCUCAGGAAUUGGUUUUGGUUUCCAAAUGACUUGCAUUUGUAAAGACAGGAAAGUGGUGGGGACAAAGUUUAUCCUGUGUUUAGUUCUUAUGUGACCACUUAAGCAGCAACAAAAAUCCAUUGGAACCUAUAAUUUGAGCCUGCAACUGUUCUUUCAGCAGUUGUCGUAAAUGCACAUGUUGUGAAAUAAGAACAUUGUUGAGGGUAUGCUCACUCAGUUCCCACGUGGAGCAAUGAGAAAUGCUUUACAAGCCAGCUACGUCAUUGCUUACCUAGUAUCUCAUGCGUAAAAUCUCAAGUGACACUACAUGAUUAAAUUCCAUUUUAGAAAUGCAGAACGUUAUUAUUCAUUGCUUCCUUCCCCAGGAGAAAUGGAUUCAGACCUGUCUUGUCUCAACAGGAGAUUGACCUUUUUUUUUUUUUUUUCUUUUCUCUUUUUUUUAACCGUCUCAUUCUUUUGCCAAAUAUCACACAAGUAAUGGGGGGUUCAGUCACAUGUGACGGUUGUGCUCUGGAAGAGCUGGGUUUGGAAUUUGUGGGGGUGAUCUCAGAGGGAGGGCCCACGAAGCAGAGAGGUGUUUGUCAAGUCACUGACCCUCCAUCCAGCAUCUCACUCAUGGAUUUUAGGAGCUGCUUUGUGUCCGCACUUGUAUUCUACAUUUACUAUUUAGGCAAAACAUUAUUAUGGUUGUUUAAUUUUCUUUCUUUUGACUUCACCCUCAACUCUGAACGAGUAAUAUUAACAUUCCUUUUGUGUAUUCAAUAGUGGAGAUUGUUUACCUAUUUUAUUUCAGCAUAUUUUGAACAAAGAUCUUUGUCUGUUUUUACUGGAAUGUGCACACAGUGAAUGUUUGUUAGAACUACACACAAUAAAGAUACUGUUUUCCUUUU
Messenger RNA from Hippopotamus amphibius kiboko, 4001 nucleotides. RefSeq names its product cytochrome b5 type B. Bases 76 to 516 code for a protein of 146 amino acids. Lineage: Eukaryota; Metazoa; Chordata; Mammalia; Artiodactyla; Hippopotamidae. The record is from RefSeq and is a predicted model, not a curated record. The transcript has 5 exons. Gene Ontology annotation, molecular function: heme binding. Gene Ontology annotation, cellular component: mitochondrial outer membrane; intracellular membrane-bounded organelle.